ACUAGGCAUAUGUGCCAUACAAUGCAUGCAUGGUGAGCGGCAUCCGAAGAAAUGUCGCUGCGUUUGUGAUGAAGGAUACAGCGGAGACCUCUGUCAGAUACCAGACCCUACCUCGCCCCCUCCGCCCACCACACCCGUACCAUGCGACCUUGACUGCGGAACCAAUGGCACUCUCGAUGACAUGCUCUGUUUUUGUAACUGCAACCCUGGUUUCGAGGGUCAAACCUGUUCAGAAGUACUUCCGACGGGUCGCACGCCCCAGCCAAUCAGCCCAGACAACUGCACGCUGGACUGCGGUGACCAUGGCAACAGGGUCAGAGGUAGCUGUUCCUGCUUGUGUGACAAGGGUUUCAGUGGGACGACCUGUGAAAGUGAGUCCUCUUCCAGCGUCGUAGAUGUCGGCGAAGAUUCCGACAUCAGUUCCAGCAGCAGCAGUGGCUACUCAGAUGACGAUGUGGCGUCGUGUCUGGAAGGGACGUACUGCUUCAACGGAGGGACAUGCGAAACCAUUCCAAAUACAGACGGUCAAUCGGGGAAUGCUCCAACGCCAACUUGCUCUUGUCCGUAUGGUUUUACUGGUGAUCUGUGCGAGGUAGAGGUAAGAUGUCCUGAUCUUGACUGUGGUCCUAAUGGAAACCUAUCUCCCGAUGAUUGUUCCUGCGUCUGCCAGGAUAAGUACUCGGGACCAAUGUGCGAAGUUUUGAGUGACAACCAUACGAUUCCUUGCAGUGAUAAGUACCUCAACUACUGUUUAAACGGAGGGACGUGCCAUCAACUCGUGGGGAUUAAGAAACCAACGUGCAAGUGUCCGGACAAUAAGCGCGGGCCUCGAUGUGAGAGUACCGUGAUCGAACCGAGUAAAUGCUACCCAGGAUAUUGUCUCAAUAACGGAACUUGUCGUUAUUCAGUCAAAAGAGACAAACGAAGAUGCAUCUGUCCCGACCUUUACCGUGGGUCCUCACGCUGCCAGUAUAUUAAUAAUUAUGAUCCUAGCAAAGCGCCACCUGUAGUCCAUCCGAGCAUCGAGCAGAAUUCUAUGAAGGUUAUCAUCACAUUGACGGUCAUCUUCAUCAGCCUCUUACUGGUCCUUCUUCUUGUCGUCUUCAUCUACAUCAAAAACAAGAAUUAUCAGGAGAGGCAUAAGAGGGCCAAGACAGGUCGGAAUCCACUGCGACCCCCCAGCUACAACGUACCCCAUCCUCUGCACCAGAACACCAAUAACCAGGCAGGGAACCAAUCCAGAGGCAUACAGGAACUGGAAAUGGAACCAAGACGACCAUCAGCCCCACCCACUGUCAUGAGGAUGGAGAGCGAGGGCAGUGUUCACUCGACACCCAGUCAAAGAAGUCACUCCGUGGAUGUGCGUUACAGCAGUGUUCCGGUCCAAGCUAAUCCAGUGGUAGCAAGGACGAUGCAUAACGGUUCGGCUCGCAAAAUAUCGCAGGCGAGCAUUCAUUCAAAUCGCUCCACAUCGAGCCAUCGUUCGACCGGGUCAAGUCCCGGAUCCGGAAAGCGGCGUAGGCUGGGCUACGAAGCGGUACCUGCAAACGAGCCGGCGGAUACGAUAGAAGAGUACCACGGUGACACAGCGGCGUGUGAGGAUGCGAGCAUAAUCAUGUUACCCAAGGAGGACGUAUGUAGUGACGGAGAGAGCGUUUGCUCCUCGGAGCCCGAUGACGUCGUCGAUGUGCCCAAUCCUCAGAUCUCGGCCAUCGAGACGCACCUGGCGCAACCAAGCGAGGAUUACGACGACAACGUCGACAGAGACUUCAGUGCUGACGUGGUGAAUGCCAACGUCCACUUCUCAAACCCCUAUGCACAAGACGACUCGCCGUCUCUCUCGCCGCGAGGUCACUCGACCUCUUGCGCGUCACCUCACGACGUCAACCUGCAUGAAAACCCAUUCCACGGUGGGCUCAGCUUGCAGGGCAAAUCGCACCAACCUAACAACAAACUCUACGCCAACGAUGCUUAUUAUGGCAAUAGGUACGAAGAUGAAAUCGAUAGGAGUAGCCCACCGCAUGCCGUUUAAUGCACGAAAAGACUUUAUCUCAACAUGUUGUACAUUACUUACUGUAUAAUCAUAAAAACUUAUUUAUUAUCUCUGAUCUCUUUACACAGCUAUAUUAUAUAACUUUCUGCUGCAGCAAGUGGCACUAUUUCUUGUCAAAUGUAAGAAAGAUAUUACCUGCGUGUACUUGAGUACACCAUCACUGUUUUGUCUCGUUUUGUAAUUACCAAUCAUGAUAAGAUUAUGAAGUGGCAGUUUUGUGAUCAUGAAACUUCAGGUCGCAAAUAAAAUCAACAUCAACCGGGCCCCGUCUUACAAAGAGUUGUGAUUGAUCCAAUCGAUCGUAACUCUACGGAAAUCCAUCAGUGUUAUACUUUUUUUCUGUAGGAAAUUUGCACAACAACGAAUUUAUGAAUGUCAUAUCUAGAAAACAUUUUGAACCAACAUGCAUUUUAGAUGUGGGCGUUGCUGGCUUUCCAUAGUUGAGGUUGGUCGGAUCCAUCGCAACUCUUUGUAAGACGGGGGCCCAAAAGUCGCUGAGAUUUAUCAAUAGAUACAGUAUAUGACCUUGACUUUAUUCAAGUUUUGGAGCAGAUUUUGUUUGUCUAUUUGUAUUAUUCUGCAUCAAAAUUCACGACUGUGUUUUAUACAGUAUGUACUGUUAUAUUUUGAGUAUUUGCUGUCAAGAAGUCAUUAUUUGACAUCAGAAAGUCCCAUAUCCUGAGCCUUUUUCUGAUCACAGUGUUGAGCAAAACAAAGUAAAUGAAGCGGAUGCAGGGAGUCUAAAGUAAGUUAUUUGGAAAAGCAAAAUUUUCUGCAGUAAAAGAACAAUAUCUCCAUGCAUCUAACACAAAUUGGUAUCUAGAUUUAUUCAUGUUAUACAGAAUCUCCUCAAAAAUGUUCAACCACAAGUAAAACAAUGUAAUGUUUUGUUUUGGGGCAUAAUUUAACCUGCUUGUAUGAUAGUUUUGGGGGUAUUAGCUAGCAUAUGCCAUUUUAUGAAGCAGUUCAUGAUUUUAACACAACUUAAUGAAUGACUGACAACUUUUGUUGAUAUUAGAUAUUCCAAGUUUUCAUAGUUUUCAAAUGGGAGUAAACUCUCCAAAAUUGAAAUCAAAUCUUGACAAACAAGCAUUGAAUCCAAAUACUUGUUUAGGGAUUUAACGCCAGGGGGGGAGGGGAGCAUUGCCGUUCGCAGCGGGGGGAGGCAGUUGCCCUUAGAAAUUUUGAAAACUGACAUUUGUAUACUGAAAAUUUUCACAAAAUCAAUCAAUUCAAUUUACCUCAUGCAAAAGCACCCAAAAGACAAGCUCGGUCGCUUCGCUCCCUCGCUUUCAAGUUUUUCAAAAAAUGUCACGCGUCCUGCCCCCCCCCCCCCCCCAGCAAAACAUUUCUGGGGGAAGGAGGAGGAUAGGGAAAAUAGGUUCUUUAUCUGGAUUUUUCAACUCACAUGCAUAGAAUCCCC
Molecule: messenger RNA, 3476 nt
Organism: Lytechinus pictus (painted urchin)
Lineage: Eukaryota; Metazoa; Echinodermata; Echinoidea; Temnopleuroida; Toxopneustidae
Product: protein eyes shut-like
Exons: 10
Coding region: 26-2032 (668 amino acids)
Molecular function (GO): protein binding
Source: RefSeq, a predicted model, not a curated record